Meloidogyne enterolobii is the source of this 631-nucleotide messenger RNA. The record is from the annotation of a GenBank genome assembly. NCBI's taxonomy places the organism in Eukaryota, Metazoa, Nematoda, Chromadorea, Rhabditida, Meloidogynidae.
UUUUUUUGUUGAUUAUAUUGCAUUUUAAAGGAGAGGGGUGGGAGAUUGACGAUAAAUUUUAAGAGAAAAGGUAUAGAUAGAUUAAAUUUGAAAGCAAAGCAGCAACAUAUCAUAAUCAUCAUCAACAUAUCAACAAGCGGAGUCGGUGUUAACGGCAGUUUAUUUUUAAGUAUAAGGAACGAUUUAUAUUUAUGGUGAGAUGAUGUUGAUAAGGCGAGAAUUUGGCUGAAAAUAAAAAAAAAGAGGGGGGAGAGAUUGGGGGUUUUAAAGGGGGAAAGGUGUGGUAGUAAGUGAUUGGUGGGCCGGAUGGAUGGGCAAAAAUUUAUAUAUUUUAGAUAGAUAGAGAGAGUAAACGGGGGGAUGGAUGUUGGAUAGGGGGAGAGGGAGGGAAGGGGAAGGGGGAAGAUGUUGUUUGUAUUUGUGUGACGGUGAUGGCCGAGAAGUUAAAGAAGAAAAAGAAGAAGAACAGCACCACAACCAAAAUCUCAUUAACUUUUGCUCCCCCCUUUUUUGUUCUUCUAAUUCUUUUUCUUUCCCAUUUUUUAAUCGCUUAAGAUUGGAUCCACCUUUUCUUCCCAUUUUUCUCCUUUCUCUUUCAUUUUCAUUUUUUGAUAUAAAUUUAAUGCCUUGA